GUGGAGGGUCUUGUCCGGAGCCUUCCUGUGCCGCCCGCUCAUCCCCUCACUUUCCUCACCCCUCUCACUCCUCCCCCCAACCCUCCCCAUCCCCGCUUCUAAACUUAGGGUUUUUAGAGAUCGGGCCUCGCUCUGUCCCGACGCCCUGGUCCGACUCUCGCUUUUGGGAGUGAACCAACGCAGAAGGAGGAAACGAGAAGCUCUCUGAGCCUUUCCGCCUCGUCCCCCAUCUGAAGGCGGGGCUGGAGAAGGCGCGGGCUCUGCGCACGCUCCGCGCGGCCCACGUGGAGCCUGUGCAGCGGCAAUUGUGAGUGGGGGGGUUCGUGCCGGGGUCUGUUUUUCGGAGCGGUACCCCUGGAAGGAUCGGGCCUGGAUCUCGGCUGGGUGCGCGCCUGUGAUCCCGCUGCCUGGGGCCGCUCCAUCCGGAUCUGUGUUAUUUUCCUGCGUCCCAGCCUUGGCUCACGCUCCGCUGUCUGCCUGAAUUGAGCGUAUCUUGGAUACGAGAAAUAUUCAGAUAAAGCCCCACCCUGGCCUUUCUGUACUCCGCAGUCUAGAAAUGGAGGUGGACAAGAAAAUAACUGCAGUUGACUGUGCUAAAUAGUAAUGUAGGUAGACACUAGCUAGAGAGGUGGCAGACAGUAGGGAGGGUUUAACUCUGGGUCAGAAAUGCAGCCACGGGAGAUGGGCUGUCAUCCCCUCGGCUACCGGAUCCAGAACCCCGGAGUCCUCUCUAAGUCCUUCCUUUGCUUUACCACCAGUCGAUCACUAAGUCGAGCAGCUUGUGUCUUUUAACUAUUUCAACAUCCCCUUUGCAGCGAUUCUCGUGCAGGCCACCAUCGUUUCUUACCAGGACGACUCCGGAGCCUCUUUGCUGGAUCUACUCUUGGCAAAGGACCCCCUCCUGGCCCGAGUCCACAAAGAUCUUUCUGUAAUGCCUUUCUAACCAUACCACUCCCUUUCUUUGAACGUUUCAGUCGCUUUCCACUGUAAGACUUGCAAGAGUCUCCACUAUAUGGACCUUUCCUGCCUUCCUCAAUAUCUCACCACUCUCUCUAGAAUCUCUGCCCUGGUGACACUACAUUAUUUCCUUUAAUGCUGUUCCCUGGGAUGCUCUUCCUAAUAGGCACUCCCUUUGAUAGGUAUUUUUCAGAUGUAGGUUAAAAGGUCACUUCCUCCAGGAAGCCCUCCUGACCCCCUCCUGCUUAGGAUCCUGUAGAUCCCUGACCAUAAUGUGCAUCACAUCUUAACAUUAUUACCUACUGUAAGUCUUCCUCCUAGUUUCUAGGCCCAGUGAGUCCAGUGACUGUUUUUGCUUUAAUUUGUAAUCUUUCUGGCUUGGUGUGUCAUGGAUAAUCUAUCAAUACUCGUUCAAGUAAGAUAGGUGGUGAUGGGGCUGAGGGCGCGAGUUUUCCAGGCAGAGGAAACCAUGUAUACAUGUGUGUAAAGCCGUGGAGGAGAGGAACUGGGGCCCUCAUUUGACGGUCUGGUCCAGUAGUGGGGCGUGGGGAGAAAGAAAGGCUUAUGGGGAGAUGGGGGACAGAGUGCGGAGGGCCUGGGAUACCACCUUGAUGAGUUUACACUUGACCUUGUGGGCAGUAGAGGCCUCCAAGGGCACCUCAGCAAGGCUUUGCUAAUUUUCUCUUCCUCCAAAGCUGUUACUUAUUCUACUUUGACUUUGGAUUAUAUCCCGUGAGAGUCUGCUUAUCUGAAGCCUUUGGCUCUUGUCGCCCUUACUGGAUUCUGAAGACAGGAGGAGCUGAGGCCCAGAGCACUUCACUGAUCUUCAGGAUGGCCGCAGCCCCCCAAGCGUCAGGGAGGGGCUCUGUGCGGAAGACGAGACCUUUACCUGUGAAGACGUCACUCAACAACCCAUACGUCACCUGCUGGGGUGCCCUGGAGAGAGAGGAUAUGCACUUCAUACUACAGACGCUCGAAGACAGAUUUAAAUCUCUUGGGCUUCAGAAGAUUGAGGACAAGAGGAGAAAGAAAAAGCAGUCCCCUUUGCAAAAACAGAGCGGAGACACAUGGAGCAUGGACAUGGACACUGGUGAGGACUCGAAGGAGAAAAAGCUGGAAGAUAACCAACAGGCCUCAGGGUGGACCCCUGCCCACAUCAGGAAGCAGCUGGCAAUUGGAGUCAAUGAGGUCACCAGGGCUCUGGAAAGGAACGAGCUGCUCUUAGCCUUGGUGUGCAAGUCUGCCAAGCCUGCCAUCAUCACCGCACACCUGGUCCAGCUGAGUGUGAGCAGGACUGUCCCCGCCUGCCAGGUCCCCCGGCUCAGUGAGAGGAUCGCUCCCGUCAUUGGCCUCAAGUGCGUCCUGGCCCUGGGGUUCAGAAAAAACACCGCUGCCUUUGUUGAGGAGGUGAAGGCCAUCAUUCCCAGAGUCCCCAGCCUGAGAGUUCCUUGGCUUCCAGACAGACUUGAAGACCCCAAGGAGAACCCAGAGACUGAAUCCUUGGAAAGCCAAGACAAAGAGAUUUUGGAAACAUCCUUUGAAGAUCUCUCUAAACACAAGAGAAAGCUCGCCGACCAUCAGGAGGCUGUCGUGUUACAACCCCUGAGAAUAAAGAAACUGAUUCCAAACCCCAACAAGAUAAGGAAACCACCCAAAAGUAAAAAAACAACUUGAAAGUCAUCUUGUGUAAACUUGUCACUUCAUAUAUAGUUGUAAAACGACAGUUCGUAAAGAAGCCUUGAAAUGAAUAAAAUGAGUUACUCUUACAUGUAUUCUUGGGACACUGUUUAGUACCACUUUAGUUCCACUAGAAGGAGUGGCUGUAGAACAGAGCUAAGACUGAGGCUUAUAUGCUGAGUGAGGACAACAUUGAGGCCUAUGAGUAACAAAACAAAGGUGUACUGAAAGAGAUGCCCGUGCUUGUGUGAAUUCACUUUUUAAAAGGCUAGUACAGUGCUUGUAAGCAAGGACAUCUGUAUCCUGCAACUCUUAACUUGUUCCUUUCCAGGAAGGAGUUUUUCUGUCACACUUGGAGAAUGUGCCACAGUAAACCUGGUUCUGGUUGGUGGGGAAGAUGAAACUGGACUGCAUCAGUUUUAAAGGGAAAAGACUAAAUGCCAUGUGAUACACUGUCUUCAGAAACAAUACAUUAUUUUUUUUUA
Messenger RNA from Camelus dromedarius (Arabian camel), 3119 nucleotides. It is a transcript of the gene RPP38, whose product is annotated as ribonuclease P/MRP subunit p38. NCBI's taxonomy places the organism in Eukaryota, Metazoa, Chordata, Mammalia, Artiodactyla, Camelidae. Gene Ontology annotation, cellular component: nucleolar ribonuclease P complex; fibrillar center; ribonuclease MRP complex. The coding region runs from base 1789 to 2631 and encodes 280 amino acids. The record is from RefSeq and is a predicted model, not a curated record. Gene Ontology annotation, biological process: tRNA 5'-leader removal. The transcript has 2 exons. Gene Ontology annotation, molecular function: ribonuclease P activity; ribonuclease P RNA binding.